AGAAGGAAUAUCCGCCAUUUGCCUUGUAUAGUUCGAAAAUCUGGUAGAUCUGGUGUGUGUAUGUUUGCUAUUGACUGCAUCAAACGAAAUGGCACGCAUCUUGGUACUUGUAUAGAUCGUUUUUAUUUCGGUUCCUGCUGUGAUAUAAAUAUUGACACGCCCUUAUAUACCGCGGAGGUAGUUGACAACAGCAUAGAUCAAAAUACUAUAUCACAUCACUUCAGUUUUGAAACCACUACGAUUCCCACUAGUGCUUUAAUACAAUCCACUACAUCACGUACGCAACCGCAUAUAACAAGUAAUAAUUAUAAUAACAGCAUAUUGACUGGUAUUGCGAAAAAAAAUCGUACUGAAGUCACCGAAAUACCGCCACAUUCAUCACAUCUAAUAGGUAUCAUUAAGCCCGUUAAGCUAUCAUCAAACUCAACAACUGCAGCAACAAGGCGGCCUAUUUCGCAGACUACUCAUAAAAAUUCUCAUUUUGUUUUGCGUACGACUUCUAGGCAACCACCUACUAAGAAACCUACGAAGACAACCGCCUCAAAGGUAACUGCAACUUCACUUAUAAGAAAAAAUGUCACUUCAAACGCCAACAACGGUUCAUAUCCGACCACAGUAAGGGCCACCUUACCGCCUAAAGUAACAACAGCCACAAAGUUAACACAAAGCGAAUCUAGUUUAGCAACAACCACGCAACCUUCCAAAUUAUUCACUUUUCAGACUGUAGAAACAACAAUCGUGCCGGUAACUGAGUCGGUAAAUCUUACCGACUGGUCGGCCGCGGUUAUGGACAGAGUUGAGUCCACAGAAAAAUCAAAUAUUAUAAGCACGAGUCCUAAGCUCACCAUCAAAACUAGUACUCAAAGAAUACCAACUAAGCCCAAACCACUAACAACAAGAACAACAAGCAGUCCUAAAACGCCUCUACAAACGGAGAGGCCAACUAACAAGCCUACGCGUAAACCGCCGCCUGUACAUACCCAUGAAUCUCAAACGCAUUUGGUGGCAACCACUGAACUGAGUAACCACAUUAAUGAUUCUGUUUUUACUCCCGAAACUUCGAAACCGAAACCUAAGCCCACACCCGAUAUUAUAAGCAUCUCAAAGCCAGUUUUAACAUCCGUACCAAUACCAAAUACUACUCAAUCAUCAUUGAAUGUAUCCAUUCCGAAGCUUACUACCGAGUCGCCAGCGAUAAAUUCUACUACAAAAGCGACUCCGAACAUAAAUACUAUUAGCACAAGUCAUCCCGUUCAAGAGAUUGUAGGUUUUACUACAGAACAACCCUCUUUCAUGAAUACCACUGCUGGGCCAAAUCUAGUAACUUGGACUAAUGAUAAGGAAGAACCUCAUAAUCAAAGUCAAAAUGCAACACAAGGGGACACUGGUUGGCAACAAAAACUAUCCGGCUGGAUCCCGUUAUCUACUAUAGCAACAAACAUUAACGCCACUAAUAGCACUGACAGCAAUCCAAACAAUAGUGUACAGGAUGUCGUGGUAACGUCGAGCGUAAGUGCCGUGAUCAAUCACAUUAAACCUGUUGUUGCAACAUCAGAAAGUUCACUUACUCUACAAAGCACUUCGUCGACUACAACAACUGAAUCUAUAUUAGCAACUUCUGCUUCUGUAAGUAGCACUUCCACCGUAGCAGUUAAUACAACCUCGACCACACUUGAUGUAUUAAUUUUCGAUCAAGUGACAACAGAAUACGAACAAAAUAAUUCCACGUAUCCAACUACAUCGUCCCCGAUCAGUUCGUUAGAAGAGCUCGAUUAUCGACGGAUUUGUGGUCGACGUAUGUUUCCAGAACCAAGAAUUGUCGGUGGUUCGAAUGCUGCCUUCGGUCGCUGGCCAUGGCAAAUAUCAUUAAGACAAUGGCGCACUUCAACAUAUCUUCAUAAGUGUGGUGCUGCUCUACUAAACGAGAACUGGGCCAUUACGGCUGCACAUUGCGUGGAUAAUGUACCACCAUCCGACCUCCUUUUGCGCCUAGGCGAAUACGAUCUAGCCGAAGAGGAAGAACCGUAUGGUUAUCAGGAAAGACGGGUGCAAAUUGUUGCAUCCCAUCCACAAUUUGAUUCCCGGACAUUUGAAUAUGAUUUGGCUUUAUUAAGAUUUUACGAGCCAGUAAUAUUUCAGCCGAAUAUUAUACCCGUCUGCGUGCCAGAUAGCGAUGAAAAUUUUAUAGGUCAAACAGCUUUCGUAACAGGUUGGGGACGUUUGUACGAAGACGGUCCACUGCCUAGUGUAUUGCAAGAAGUAGCUGUACCCGUUAUUAAUAACACAAUAUGUGAAUCAAUGUACAGAGCUGCCGGCCAUAUCGAACAUAUUCCGCAUAUAUUUAUAUGUGCCGGAUGGAAGAAAGGCGGUUAUGAUUCUUGCGAAGGCGAUUCGGGUGGACCUAUGGUAUUGCAACGUGAAUCUGACAAACGUUUUCAACUUGGCGGUGUCAUUUCAUGGGGCAUAGGUUGUGCAGAAGCAAAUCAACCGGGUGUCUACACACGUAUCUCUGAAUUUAGAGACUGGAUUAAUCAAAUUUUACAAUUUUAGUAUAAUUUUUUUAAAAGUAUUUUUUUUUUUUUUUACGUGUUAAUUUCCUUAAAUAAUUUUUUAACAUUAGUAUAAGAACACGCUUACGUCGCAGUUUGUCGAAAAGAAUAUCUAGCUAUAUUAAGAAGCAAAAUCGAGGAGGAAUCGAGUAUUAAGUGCAAUAAUGCAUUUGAUGUAUUUGUUAUCUUUUCUUGCUAUCGCUACUACUACCACUACUACUAUUACAUUUACUAUUGCAUUUAUUAUUACUAUUACUAUAACAAAUAUUAUUUAAUUACAAAAUUAUUAAUUUAUCCAUUAGAUUAUAACAUACGUGAUAUCUUUAUAAAUAGGUUAACUUUGA
Glossina fuscipes is the source of this 2893-nucleotide messenger RNA. RefSeq names its product serine proteinase stubble (gene Np). Gene Ontology annotation, molecular function: serine-type endopeptidase activity. Gene Ontology annotation, biological process: proteolysis. NCBI's taxonomy places the organism in Eukaryota, Metazoa, Arthropoda, Insecta, Diptera, Glossinidae. The record is from RefSeq and is a predicted model, not a curated record. Bases 61 to 2550 code for a protein of 829 amino acids. The transcript has 7 exons.